Messenger RNA from Myiozetetes cayanensis, 1445 nucleotides. It is a transcript of the gene GTF2H4, whose product is annotated as general transcription factor IIH subunit 4. The transcript has 4 exons. Gene Ontology annotation, molecular function: double-stranded DNA binding; ATPase activator activity. The coding region runs from base 12 to 485 and encodes 157 amino acids. NCBI's taxonomy places the organism in Eukaryota, Metazoa, Chordata, Aves, Passeriformes, Tyrannidae. The record is from RefSeq and is a predicted model, not a curated record. Gene Ontology annotation, cellular component: transcription factor TFIIH core complex; transcription factor TFIIH holo complex. Gene Ontology annotation, biological process: nucleotide-excision repair.
AUGUCCCCCCAAUGUCCCCCCAAUGUCCCCUGAGUGUCCCCUGCCUGUCCCCAGACUCGGAGCUGCAGGUGGCCCUCAUCGCCCUCUUCUCGGAGCUGCUCUAUCGCUUCCCCAACCUGGUGGUGGCCCAGGUGACAAGGGACAGUGUCCAGGCAGCCAUUGCCAAUGGCAUCACAGCUGACCAGAUCAUUCACUUCCUGCGCACCCGCGCCCACCCCGUCAUGGCCAAGCAGACCCCGGUGCUGCCCGCGACCAUCACGGACCAGAUCCGGCUGUGGGAGCUGGAGCGGGACCGGCUGCGCUUCAGCGACGGGGUGCUGUACAACCAGUUCCUGUCCCAGGUGGACUUCGAGGUGCUGCGGGACCACGCCCGCGCCCUGGGCGUGCUCGUCUUCGAGAACCCCCCCCGGCGCCUCAUGGUCGUCACCCCCCAGGGCCACCCCGACGUCAAGAGGUUCUGGAAGAGGCAGAAGCAGAGCUCCUAAAAAAAAAAACCCAAAAUGUCCCCAAAUACCCAAAAAAUACCCCCCAAAAUGCCCCCGGGUAUUCGGGGUUUGGCUCGUUGGGGUUCCUGACAUCAAGAGGUUCUGGAAGAGGCAGAAGCAGAGCUCCUGAGCCCAAAAAAAAACCCCAAAAAUACCCCCCAAAAAUACCCCAAAAUACCCCCAAAAUAUCAAAAAAAUACCCCCCAAAAUGCCCUCAAAAUACCUCAAAAAUGCCCCCAAAAUACCCCCGGGUAUUCAGGGUUUGGCUCGUUGGGGUACCCGACGUCAAGAGGUUCUGGAAGAGGCAGAAGCAGAGCUCCUGAGCCCAAAAAAGCAAAAUAUACCCCCCCAAAACAAUCCAAAAAAUACCCCCAAAAUAUCCCCAAAAUAUCUAAAAAAAAUACCCCUCAAAAUACCCCCAGAUAUUCAGGGUUUGGCUUGUUGGGGUCCCCGAUGUCAAGAGGUUCUGGAAGAGGCAGAAGCAGAGCUCCUGACCCCCCCAAAAAAAAACCCCAGAAAUACCCCCCAAAAAUGCCACAAAAUACCUCCAAAAUAUCAAAAAAAAUACCCCCAAAACAUCUGAAAAAAUACCCCACAAAAUGCCCCAAAAACACCCCCGGGUAUUCGGGGUUUGGCUCGUUGGGGUCCCCGAUGUCAAGAGGUUCUGGAAGAGGCAAAAGCAGAGCUCCUGACUCCUAAAAAGCAAAAUAUACCCCCCCAAAACAACCCAAAAAAUGCCCCCGAAAUAUCCCCAAAAUAUCUAAAAAAAAUACCCCUCAAAAUACCCCCAGAUAUUCAGGGUUUGGCUCGUUGGGGUCCUCGACUUCAAAAGGUUCUGGAAGAGGCAAAAGCAGAGCUCCUGACCCCCCCAAAAAAAACCCCAAAAAAUACCCCAAAAAUACCCCAAAAUACCCCCAAAAUAUCAAAAAAAAUACCCCCAAAAUAUCUGAAAAAAUACCC